AUGGCGAUCUCACAUCUGGUGCGUCGCGCCGACGAGGCCUUCGUCCAGAGCGGCGUCAUCGAGCCCUCGUUGCCAGACUCCCCCUGGCGCAUCUUGCUCUUUAUCUUUUCGGUUGUAGGGUUUGGUUUCGCCAUUUUCGUUAUCAAUUACACUUAUGGUGCACUAGUUCCAACUCUCGCUAUCGUCGAGGACUCUGACUCAGAUUUGCUUCUCCGCGUCGAUAAUGACCCUGCCAACAAGCAGCCUGGAGACCCGACGGCCCAAGACAUGGGCGUCGAAGGCGUCGCCGCUAAGCCCAUCACCAGCAAGCUGCGCACAACCGUCCGCCAUCUCCGUGCUCGCGGUGGCCGUCUCGCUAUUUUCCGUGGGUUCGGCAUGGCCAUGCUUGGUGGCUUCAUCGGAAUGGUCCCUUCGUUCCGGGUGCAGUAUUCGGUCGUCUGGCUACUCGUUGCUAAGCUUAUCACCGCUGUUCUGGUGGCCAAUAUCCAUGUCGCGUGGGUGCAUAUCGUGAUCUCUGAGCCCUCUUCCAAGAGCUUUUACAGGCGUAUUCCAAGCUUCCGGUCUCUGCCUAAAGUUUUCCCUGCAUUCGCUUUGAUGUACGUUGGCAGUUCUACUGUUGCCGCUACGAUUACCUUCCUCGGCCUACUAAUCGCCGGAACCGAAAACGACACGCCCGUUGACUUCACCAAGGGUGUUCGCGAGUCAGACUUUAUAAUAUACACCAUCGCUCUCUUAGUUGGCUUCCUCGUCUCUGUUCCCGCCGAAGUUAUUUUCACUCGUGUGGCAGCCUCGACGCUUCCCGAAGAGGAUGAGUCUAUCGUCCCGUUUGACCGCAGCUUCGGCGGAAAGGUCGCUCCAGCCGUCACUGGUGGCGGUGUAUUGAGCAUCGCCGACGCAUGGAACACCUUUGACCGUGAUGGCUGGAAGCGUUACAUCAAGGCUACUGUGAAGGCCUGGCUUAUGCAAGUCGCCGCCAUCGUCCUGUUCUCGGUCUUGAUCGUUGCCCAGUCUGUUGUUCAGAUUCGAAAGGAGGGCAGCGACAAGUCCUAG
Aspergillus puulaauensis is the source of this 1050-nucleotide messenger RNA. RefSeq lists its product as uncharacterized. The transcript has 2 exons. Bases 1 to 1050 code for a protein of 349 amino acids. The record is from RefSeq and is a predicted model, not a curated record. NCBI's taxonomy places the organism in Eukaryota, Fungi, Ascomycota, Eurotiomycetes, Eurotiales, Aspergillaceae.